Penicillium oxalicum is the source of this 261-nucleotide messenger RNA. RefSeq lists its product as uncharacterized. The transcript is spliced from 3 exons. Lineage: Eukaryota; Fungi; Ascomycota; Eurotiomycetes; Eurotiales; Aspergillaceae. The coding region runs from base 1 to 261 and encodes 86 amino acids. The record is from RefSeq and is a predicted model, not a curated record.
AUGGGCACGAACAAGUCCUCGACAUGCAAUGCGAACAUCCGACUGUUGUUUUGUGCACGUGACUUGACGGCAUUGGGCGGCCCUUCCAGUCGGCUUCAGCCGGUCUGGAUGCGGCUUGGCGUUCCGUCGGCCCCGAGAAUCCUCACCGCAAGAUUACUUGUAAUCCAGAGUCUUGGACUCGGGAAUUUGAAGCUACUUGCACCCGUUGCUCGAGUGCAUGUCGCUCCUGCCAUCAUGUGUACUUCUAUUGACGCCGUGUAG